AAAGUAUUUAGUAUUUAUCUCUCUCUGCCUCUCUUCUCUACUCUUAUAAUUAUCGAUCGCCCAUCUUAUAUUACACAUGGCUUCCUCAGCUAGCAGUUUAAAUAAUCCUAUAAAUUCUCAUCCCAACUUCUCCUUCUCAAACCAAUUCAUGACCUCCUUCACUGACCUCCUUUCCAAUAACAAAAACAUGGACCAAGAAAGUGAACUCAGAUGGGGACUCUCUGACCUUAAAUCUGAUAGAAAUGGAAAUGAAAUACCAAAAUUCAAGUCACUUCCACCUCCUUCAUUGCCACUCUCUCCUCCUCCACUUUCUCCUUCUUCUUAUUUGGCUUUUCCAACUGGUUUAAGCCCAAAUGAAUUCUUGAUGUCACCUUUGUUUGGCUCCAAUUACAAUAAUCUUCCUUCUCCAACUACUGGGGCUUUUGCUAGUCAAGCACUCAACUGGAUGAAUAAUUCUGGUGAUAACCAGCAGCUUGGAAUGAAGUUGGAAGAGAAAAAUUUCUCUGAUUUCUCUUUCCAACCCCAAACAAAGCCUGCUACUACAACAUCAUCAUCCACCUUUCAGUCUUCUUCAAGCAUGGUCUCAAACUCGGUGGAAGAAUCCUUGAAAAGACAAGAAGAAGCAUGGAAUCUUAAAAAACCCAUGAAUCAAAAUGAAUUUUCGUUGGAGAAGGCGGUAGUAAAAUCAGAAUUUGCACCAAUAAAGAACUUCACUUCAGAAAUGGUUACAAGCCAAGCAAAAAUGCAGAGUGGUGCUGCUGCCUUAUCUGGUCACAAUCAAUGCACUCAACAAUCACAAUAUAUAAGAGAGCAGAGAAAAUCAGAUGAUGGGUACAACUGGAGAAAAUAUGGACAGAAACAAGUGAAGGGAAGUGAAAACCCUCGUAGUUAUUACAAGUGCACGUAUCCAAGUUGCCCGACGAAGAAAAAAGUUGAGAGGUCUUUGGAUGGACAGAUUACUGAAAUAGUAUACAAAGGAAGCCAUAAUCAUCCUAAGCCUCAGUCUAUUAGAAGAUCAAAUUCUCAAUCAAUUCAACCUUCUUCGUGCACGAAUUCAGGCGUUUCAGAUCAGUCGAUUGUUACACUAGGCAAUAGACAUAUGGAGUCUGUCACAAUGCACGAUGAUUCUUCGGUCUCAAUUGGAGAGGAUGACUUUGAUCAGAGAUCACCAGUGAGUAAUUCAGGAGGAGAUGAUGAUGAAAAUGAGCGUGAGGCCAAAAGAUGGAAAGGAGAAAAUGAGGAUGGGGGGUUUUCAGCUUCUGCAAGUAGGACUGUGAGGGAACCUAGAGUUGUAGUUCAAACAACAAGUGAAAUUGAUAUUCUUGAUGAUGGGUAUAGGUGGAGAAAAUAUGGACAGAAAGUAGUUAAGGGAAAUCCAAAUCCAAGGAGCUACUACAAAUGUACCUCUAUUGCUUGUCCUGUGAGGAAACACGUUGAGCGAGCAUCCCAUGACAUAAGGGCUGUGAUCACUACUUACGAAGGGAAACACAACCACGAUGUUCCUGCAGCUCGCGGUAAUGGCAGUUAUGCUGUGAAUAGAGCUGCUACCAAUAACAGUAGCAGCAAUGAAGCCAUGCCAAUAAGGCCCUCAGUCAUGGCCACCCAUCCUAUCCAGACAAGUUACCCACAUUCUUUUCAGAAUACAAGGCUAACAACAUCAGGGAUUCAAGCACCAUAUACUCUACAAAUGGUGCAGAACCAAGAGGGUGUACCAUUUUCAGGGUACAGAAAUCAAAAUCGUGACUACAUGGAUCAAACACAGCUCUCAGAAGGUGUAUUGUCAAGGGCCAAGGAGGAAUGGAAGACUGACUCAUUCCUUGAUUCAUUCCUAUCUUAGGAUUGCUAAUUUUGGAAUAGAGAGAGAAGAUCACACUAAUUAUAUUUGUUUUAUGAAUAUAGUUUAUAGUUUAUAGCUUUUGCUGUCUAAAAUUAGGGAUUGAAAUAAGUAGAGUUACUUUUCCUUCUUUUUUUCUUUUUUCUUUAAAUACGAUUGAGGCUGCUUUAAAGCUUAGAAAGUAUACCUCAUUUGAUUCAGUUUGUAAAAGUAGAACAGAUAAAUGAGGUGCAAAAUGAAUGCCCAUGUAAGUUCUAACAAGUGCCAAUCCUAUGCUCUUGAAGAAUUCUUUUAUUUUUAAACAUUUCUUGUUUUCCCUGCU
Quercus lobata is the source of this 2156-nucleotide messenger RNA. RefSeq names its product probable WRKY transcription factor 33. Gene Ontology annotation, biological process: regulation of DNA-templated transcription. Gene Ontology annotation, molecular function: DNA-binding transcription factor activity; sequence-specific DNA binding. Bases 77 to 1837 code for a protein of 586 amino acids. The record is from RefSeq and is a predicted model, not a curated record. The transcript is spliced from 5 exons. NCBI's taxonomy places the organism in Eukaryota, Viridiplantae, Streptophyta, Magnoliopsida, Fagales, Fagaceae.